AUGACGUCAUGGCUGGGUCGAAUGAGCGGAAUACUUGCGCCGCUCCCUGAUGCCUCCCUCUUGGCGGGCGUACAGCAGCUUACCGCUCGUCUGCGCGCUGCGACCACCCCAGAUGAGCGGUGUCGUGUAGUGAAGACUCUUCGAACCCACGCGCACUCGCGCGCAACCCACGAGGAGUUGGGCAAGGCCAUUCCCGAGUUGGUGGACGUGCUCAAGCUGGAGCGCAGCAACCUCGACGCCGUGUGCGAUGCCCUCGAGACGCUCUACCUCAUCUGCAAGCCCGAGAAUGAAGGAGCCGCCGGUUAUGUGGAGCUCUACAACGCGGGCCAGUUUGUAGAGGAGGAAGGAUACGUGGGUGUCCUGUUGGCGCUCCUCGAAGAGAAGGAGUCCUACGUGCGCCUCAAUACCGCCCAGCUCCUCACCACCCUCAUCCAGCAGAAGGCUUCCACCCUGCAGGAGUACAUUCUCCGCGCUCAGAUGGGCGUGUCUCGUCUGAUGGACCUGCUGGUGGACCAUCGUGAGAGCGUACGCAAUGAGGGCCUGCUGCUCUUGACACACUUGGCGCACUCCAACCAGGAGAUCCAGAAGAUUGUCGCGUUUGAGGGUGCUUUCGAGAAGCUGUUCUUCGUGAUUGACGCCGAGGGUGCUGCCGAGGGUGGUAUCGUGGUGCAGGACGCCUUGAAUCUGAUGAACGCCCUGAUCGCCGGCAACGUUUCCAAUCAGAAUUAUUUCAGAGAAACGUCCUGCAUCCAGCGUCUGCCUCCGCUGCUGCGUCUGGGCCAGACGGACCAAUGGUUCCUCACCGAAGAGCGGGCGGCCAUCCUGCUCCUCGCGCUUGACACCAUCUCUCUGCUCGUCUCUGCGCACAACCCCAACACUUCGACCAACCAGACUGCUAUCAGGAAGCACGGGCUGCUGGACCUGGUCAUGCACCUCGCCUUGUCCCGCAUCAACUCCCCCGCCGUCCGCUCACGCGCUCUGCGCACGCUCGGGAACGUGAUGAAGGACAGCAGCGACAACCGCAACGCCUUCAUGUCCAAGGUGGUGGAAACCGAGGACGGAGGACAGAAGCAGCCGGCCCUGCACAGGCUCCUGGUGAUUUUGUUGAACUCGAGGGACGUGUCGGAGCGACUGGGUUCGCUCUACGCCUUCAAGUCGUACCUCCACGAAAACGAAGAGGGCCAAAUCGCCCUGGCCUCCACCCUCAGGCCCAGCCCGAUCGCCGAUGGAGACGAAGACAGCGUUGAGUCGUUUUCCAUUGGCCGUCGUCUUCUCCACGGACUCAUCGUCGAGGGUGCCCUCAACGGAGACGGGUUCAGCGGGUGGUUCGCCGGCUGUGUGCUCUCCUACAUCGUGGCCGACAGCCCCACCUGCAAGAAGUUGAUGUUGGACAUCCCGCUGGAGAUCCCUCGGUCCGACCAGCCGAUUGUGUCCCUCCUGGCCAAGAUUGGUCACGCCAUCAUCGAUGUCUACACCUCACCCAAGGGCGAUACUCUCGUCCUCGUCGCCCUGCUGCGGCUGCUCUGUAUGUGGGUGCACGACUACUCGCCAGCGGUCAAGGCUUUCUUCCAGAACGCCAAGCACCUCCCCUUU
Messenger RNA from Acanthamoeba castellanii str. Neff, 1593 nucleotides. RefSeq names its product Vesicle docking family protein. Gene Ontology annotation, biological process: vesicle fusion with Golgi apparatus; intracellular protein transport; endoplasmic reticulum to Golgi vesicle-mediated transport. Gene Ontology annotation, cellular component: endoplasmic reticulum; Golgi stack; Golgi membrane. NCBI's taxonomy places the organism in Eukaryota, Discosea, Longamoebia, Acanthamoebidae. The transcript is spliced from 15 exons. The record is from RefSeq and is a predicted model, not a curated record. The annotation marks the transcript as partial. Gene Ontology annotation, molecular function: protein binding.